Drosophila sulfurigaster albostrigata is the source of this 852-nucleotide messenger RNA. RefSeq names its product trypsin alpha-like. The transcript has a single exon. Gene Ontology annotation, biological process: proteolysis. NCBI's taxonomy places the organism in Eukaryota, Metazoa, Arthropoda, Insecta, Diptera, Drosophilidae. Gene Ontology annotation, molecular function: serine-type endopeptidase activity. The record is from RefSeq and is a predicted model, not a curated record. Bases 21 to 815 code for a protein of 264 amino acids.
UAUUCACAAGUCAACUAGAAAUGUUCCCUACAUUAUUAGUCCUGCUCUCAGUGGCAACUUUAAGUUGCGCAUUGCACUUGCCGAUUGGACCUGAAUUUCUAUUGAACAAAGGAUCAAUAAACAAUCGCAACGUUGGAGGAAAGGUCACAUCAAUAGAGAGAAUACCUUGGCAAGUUUCGCUGCAAAAACUAGGACGGCAUGAUUGUGGUGGCGUUAUUUACAGCAAAAACAUCAUUAUAACAGCCGCCCACUGUGUUCAGAAAGAUUAUCCGAUGAUUUAUGAUGUGCGCGUUGGCAGUAGUACAUCUAACAAUGGUGGAUCGGUAAUUAAAGUUGCCAAGAUUACAGUGCAUGAUCAUUUCAUAUAUAUAAAUAACGAAACACCGGAGUAUGACAUCGCCCUGCUUUUGUUAAGUUCCCCGCUUGAAAUGGGUCCAGCUGUCAAGGCCAUUCCACUGUCAGAGUCAGUUCCUAAUGACGGAGCUGCAGUGCUUGUCUCUGGCUGGGGACAAACAGAGACCGAACCCGUUGCAAAAUAUCUAAAAAGUGUCUAUUUGAACAUUGUAAAUCGCGAGGAGUGCGCCAGGUCGCAUGGAAUGCUUGUAAAAGCAACAAUAUGUGCUGCUUCCCCUUGGAAAGGUGCGUGCGGGGGAGAUUCUGGUGGACCAUUGACCCACAAUGGUAAACUUGUGGGCAUUGUUUCUUUUGGGCCUGUUAAUCCUUGCGGUAAUCCUAGUCUUCCUGGUGGCUAUGCAGAUGUCGUGGAGCUUCGAAAAUGGAUCGAAGAGGAGGCCAAAAAACUAAGCUCAACCUGAGAUAUUUAUGAAUUAAAUUGCCAAAAUAAACUUAAAA